CGUCAGGCGCGCCCGGCCGGCCUCGCCUGGGCUCCGGCGCCCUCGGCGGCCCUGCCUCGCGGCCCGCGCGCGCGUGUGUCCCUCCGCCGCCGCCGCCGCCGCCACCUCAGCCCGGCAAAUGAACUCCGUCCGAGCCGCCAACCGGAGACCCAGGCGAGUGUCGCGGCCGCGCCCGGUGCAGCCCCCGCAGCAGCAGCAGCAGCAGCAGCAGCCCCCGCAGCAGCAGCAGCAGCAGCCCCCGCAGCAGCCGCAGCAGCAGCCCCCGCAGCAGCCUCCGCCGCCGCAGCCGCCCCAGCAGCCGCCGCCGCCGCCGCCGCAGCAGCAGCCGCCGCAGCAGCAGCCGCCGCCGCCGCCACCGCCGCCUCCGCCGCCGCCCCAGGAGCGGAACAACGCCGGCGAGCGGGAUGAUGAUGUACCUGCAGAUAUGGUUGCAGAAGAAUCAGGUCCUGGUGCACAAAAUAGUCCCUAUCAACUUCGUAGAAAAACUCUUUUGCCGAAAAGAACAGCGUGUCCUACAAAGAGCAGUAUGGAGGGUGCUUCAACUUCAACUACAGAAAACUUUGGUCAUCGUGCAAAACGUGCACGAGUAUCUGGAAAAUCACAGGAUCUAUCAGCAGCACCUGCUGAACAAUACCUUCAGGAGAAACUGCCAGAUGAAGUGGUUCUAAAAAUCUUUUCUUACUUACUGGAACAGGAUCUUUGUAGAGCAGCUUGUGUGUGUAAACGUUUCAGUGAACUUGCUAAUGAUCCAAUUUUAUGGAAACGAUUAUACAUGGAAGUAUUUGAAUAUACACGCCCUAUGAUGCAUCCUGAACCUGGAAAAUUCUACCAGAUUAAUCCAGAAGAAUAUGAGCAUCCAAAUCCUUGGAAAGAGAGUUUCCAACAAUUGUAUAAAGGUGCACAUGUAAAACCAGGAUUUGCUGAACAUUUCUACAGUAACCCUGCAAGAUAUAAAGGAAGAGAAAAUAUGUUGUAUUACGAUACAAUUGAAGAUGCCCUUGGUGGAGUACAAGAAGCUCAUUUUGAUGGUCUUAUCUUUGUUCAUUCUGGAAUAUAUACUGAUGAAUGGAUAUAUAUUGAAUCUCCAAUCACCAUGAUUGGUGCAGCACCUGGAAAAGUAGCAGACAAAGUUAUAAUUGAAAACACUAGAGAUUCAACCUUCGUUUUUAUGGAAGGUUCUGAGGAUGCUUAUGUUGGAUAUAUGACAAUAAGGUUUAACCCUGAUGACAAAUCUGCUCAGCACCAUAAUGCACACCACUGCUUAGAGAUUACAGUGAAUUGUAGCCCUAUUAUUGAUCACUGUAUCAUUCGAAGUACAUGUACAGUCGGCUCCGCCGUAUGCGUUAGUGGCCAAGGAGCAUGCCCCACUAUCAAGCACUGUAACAUCAGCGACUGUGAGAACGUUGGACUCUACAUAACAGAUCAUGCACAGGGAAUAUAUGAGGAUAAUGAAAUUUCCAAUAAUGCUUUAGCUGGGAUUUGGGUUAAAAAUCAUGGAAAUCCAAUUAUUAGACGGAAUCAUAUUCAUCAUGGUCGUGACGUCGGUGUAUUCACAUUUGAUCAUGGCAUGGGUUACUUUGAAAGUUGCAACAUCCACAGAAACAGGAUAGCAGGCUUUGAAGUAAAAGCCUAUGCUAACCCCACCGUGGUUCGAUGUGAAAUUCAUCAUGGACAAACCGGAGGAAUAUAUGUCCAUGAAAAAGGAAGAGGACAAUUCAUAGAGAAUAAAAUCUAUGCAAACAACUUUGCAGGUGUAUGGAUUACCUCAAAUAGUGACCCAACAAUAAGGGGGAAUUCUAUAUUUAAUGGAAAUCAAGGGGGAGUUUACAUCUUCGGUGAUGGACGAGGCCUUAUUGAAGGAAAUGACAUUUAUGGCAAUGCAUUAGCAGGAAUUCAGAUUAGGACAAACAGUUGUCCAAUCGUCCGACAUAACAAAAUUCACGAUGGCCAGCAUGGCGGAAUUUAUGUGCAUGAGAAAGGACAAGGCGUGAUCGAAGAGAAUGAAGUCUAUAGUAAUACUCUGGCUGGGGUCUGGGUGACAACUGGCAGCACUCCGGUACUGAGAAGAAAUAGGAUACACAGCGGCAAGCAGGUUGGAGUUUAUUUUUAUGACAAUGGACAUGGAGUGCUAGAGGACAAUGAUAUCUAUAAUCAUAUGUAUUCAGGGGUUCAAAUAAGGACUGGAAGCAACCCCAAAAUUAGACGCAAUAAAAUCUGGGGAGGACAGAAUGGUGGAAUUCUAGUUUAUAAUUCUGGUCUAGGCUGUAUAGAAGACAAUGAAAUAUUUGACAAUGCAAUGGCUGGAGUGUGGAUUAAAACAGACAGUAAUCCUACCCUAAGAAGAAAUAAAAUCCACGAUGGAAGAGAUGGUGGCAUCUGUAUAUUUAAUGGGGGUCGAGGUCUUCUUGAAGAAAAUGAUAUUUUCAGGAAUGCUCAAGCAGGUGUUCUCAUCAGUACUAAUAGUCAUCCAGUCUUAAGGAAAAACAGAAUAUUUGAUGGAUUUGCUGCAGGUAUUGAAAUUACAAAUCAUGCAACUGCAACACUAGAAGGCAAUCAGAUUUUUAACAACCGGUUUGGAGGCUUAUUUUUAGCAUCUGGUGUUAAUGUGACAAUGAAAGAUAACAAAAUAAUGAACAAUCAAGAUGCCAUAGAAAAGGCUGUUAGUAGAGGCCAAUGUUUAUAUAAAAUAUCAAGUUAUACCAGCUAUCCCAUGCAUGAUUUCUACAGAUGUCACACUUGUAACACCACAGAUCGAAAUGCCAUAUGUGUGAACUGCAUUAAGAAGUGCCAUCAGGGACAUGAUGUAGAGUUUAUUAGACAUGAUAGGUUUUUCUGUGACUGUGGUGCUGGAACAUUGUCUAAUCCUUGUACAUUAGCUGGUGAGCCUACACACGAUACAGAUACACUAUAUGACUCUGCUCCACCUAUAGAAUCUAAUACAUUGCAGCACAACUGAAUUCCUUCCCUAAAGAGAAAGUUCUGCCAUUCUAACAUCAUAACUUAAAACAUUUUUUUGGAAGAAGAUUUAAAAUUUGCCCAUGCUACAGGAAGAGACUGUAUUAAAAAUGGAUAUACAAGGUCAGUUGACACUAUGAAGCUCAAGCUACCAAAAAGAAAGUGGCAAUAUAUUGACUCAGGAUCUCAAAGCUGGGUGUUUUAGCAUUACUGUGUAAAGACUUUUGAAGGGACAGAAGUGAAGAAAAUAAGCUGCAAUUUUGUACAGAUACCAACUUCUGAAAAAAAGCUGGUGUUUUUACAACUAGCAUUGAAUGCAGUCCAGUUUGCAGUAGUACUCUUCAAUAGACAAGCAGCUUUGUUGCUGCCUUACGGACAUGGGUACCAAUUGCUUUUGUAAUAUGGUAAAAAUGUGAGCUAGCACUUCUGCUUUUUUUUAUUUUUUAACAUGUAUUCAGAUUGAGAAAUAUGAUUUUAAUGCUUUAAUCUCAUGUAGUUUGUUUUUAAUUUCAAGCAAAAUCUUAUUGUACUUGAAUGUGCCCUGUUUUGUUAGCACACCUAGACUUGCUGUAAACUGUACUCAUGUCCCAGUAUGUACGUUCUUUCUAUGAAAGAGAAAACACUAAUCUUAAAUUAUAUCCAGCAAUGUUUCUGGUAUCCUUUAAGAAAAGUUAAGACUAUUAUUUCCUUCCCUUCCCUGUGCAGCAUUCAAAAUCACCCCUAGAAAAAGUGAGUGUUUUAAUGAGACUUCCUAGGAAGGGAUACACUGUAAAACAAAAAGUAUUCUUGUAACUCAGUUUUUGUGAAAGGUAAAAACUACUAUGUUUUAAAGUACACUUUAGAAAGUCUCUUCAAAACAGUCCUGUAUUUGAACUCUGUUCAUAGUUUUUUUUUGAACAGUUUAGACAAACUGCUGGAAAUUAAGUUUCCUGCAUUACGCUGAGACAAGUAUAUAUACAGCCCUAUACAGUUUCAUAGCUCCCCACCCCCACCCCCAUUUCUGUGUAUUGGUGACAGUGGGUAUAAACAGCCUGAAAGUGUAUGCAUGUACCAUAACAUCUAGACUUAAUAUAUUGUGGAGUAUUCAAUAACCAUUAUGUAGAAGGUAGAUAAGAAUUAAAAGGGUUUAAUUUCCUAGAAAGAAAAUGGAAAAAUGGUCAUUUUUAAAAAAUAAAGUUUAUUAGAUCAUAA
Sorex fumeus (smoky shrew) is the source of this 4146-nucleotide messenger RNA. It is a transcript of the gene FBXO11, whose product is annotated as F-box protein 11. The coding region runs from base 119 to 2956 and encodes 945 amino acids. Gene Ontology annotation, molecular function: zinc ion binding; protein binding. The record is from RefSeq and is a predicted model, not a curated record. Lineage: Eukaryota; Metazoa; Chordata; Mammalia; Eulipotyphla; Soricidae. The transcript is spliced from 23 exons. Gene Ontology annotation, biological process: regulation of apoptotic process; protein ubiquitination; ubiquitin-dependent protein catabolic process.